GCUGCGCGGUGGCGGCGGCUGUGUGUGCGCCGCGCCCCGCCGCUCCCCGCCGGGCCCCCGAGCCCGGGGCGCACGCUCGCGCCCGGGAGGCGCAGCCAUGGCCCUGCGGAGGCUGGGGGCCGCGCUGCUGCUGCUGCCGCUGCUCGCCGCCGUGGAAGAAACGCUGAUGGACUCUACCACUGCCACUGCUGAGCUGGGCUGGAUGGUGCAUCCUCCAUCAGGGUGGGAAGAGGUGAGUGGCUACGACGAGAACAUGAACACGAUCCGCACGUACCAGGUGUGCAACGUGUUUGAGUCCAGCCAGAACAACUGGCUGCGGACCAAGUUCAUCCGGCGCCGCGGCGCCCACCGCAUCCAUGUGGAGAUGAAGUUCUCGGUGCGUGACUGUAGCAGCAUCCCCAGCGUGCCCGGGUCCUGCAAAGAGACUUUCAACCUCUACUACUAUGAGGCUGACUUUGACUCGGCCACCAAGACCUUCCCCAACUGGAUGGAGAACCCCUGGGUGAAGGUGGACACCAUCGCAGCUGACGAGAGCUUCUCGCAGGUGGACCUGGGGGGCCGGGUCAUGAAGAUCAACACCGAGGUGCGGAGCUUCGGGCCCGUCUCCCGCAGCGGCUUCUACCUGGCCUUCCAGGACUACGGCGGCUGCAUGUCCCUCAUCGCCGUGCGGGUCUUCUACCGUAAGUGCCCACGCGUCAUCCAGAACGGUGCCGUGUUCCAGGAGACACUGUCUGGGGCAGAGAGCACGUCCCUGGUGGCUGCCCGGGGCAGCUGCAUCGCCAAUGCCGAGGAGGUGGACGUGCCCAUCAAACUCUACUGCAACGGGGAUGGCGAGUGGCUGGUGCCCAUCGGCCGCUGCAUGUGCAAGGCCGGCUUCGAGGCUGUGGAGAAUGGCACCGUCUGCCGAGGUUGCCCAUCUGGAACCUUCAAGGCCAAUCAAGGUGAUGAGGCCUGUACCCACUGCCCUAUCAACAGCCGGACUACUUCAGAAGGGGCCACCAACUGCGUCUGCCGCAACGGCUACUACAGAGCAGACCUGGACCCCCUGGACAUGCCUUGCACAACCAUCCCCUCCGCCCCUCAGACGGUCAUCUCCAGCGUCAAUGAGACAUCCCUCAUGCUGGAAUGGACGCCGCCCCGCGACUCAGGCGGCCGCGAGGACCUCGUCUACAACAUCAUCUGCAAGAGCUGUGGCUCGGGCCGGGGCGCCUGCACCCGCUGCGGGGACAAUGUGCAGUACGCGCCACGCCAGCUGGGGCUGACAGAGCCACGCAUCUACAUCAGCGACCUGCUGGCGCACACCCAGUACACCUUUGAGAUCCAAGCCGUGAACGGGGUCACUGACCAGAGCCCCUUCUCGCCCCAGUUUGCCUCCGUGAAUAUCACCACCAACCAAGCAGCUCCAUCGGCCGUGUCCAUCAUGCACCAGGUGAGCCGUACCGUGGACAGCAUCACCCUGUCCUGGUCCCAGCCUGACCAGCCCAACGGCGUCAUUCUGGACUAUGAGCUUCAGUACUAUGAAAAGGAGCUCAGUGAGUUCAACGCCACAGCCAUAAAAAGCCCCACCAACACAGCCACGGUGCAGGGCCUCAAAGCCGGCGCCAUCUAUGUCUUCCAGGUGCGGGCUCGCACUGUGGCAGGCUACGGGCGCUACAGUGGCAAGAUGUAUUUCCAGACCAUGACUGAAGAUGAAGAAACUGAGCCUCAGAGAGCCGAGUACCAGACGAGCAUCCAGGAGAAGCUGCCUCUCAUCAUCGGCUCCUCGGUGGCCGGCCUGGUCUUCCUCAUUGCUGUGGUCGUCAUCGCCAUCGUGUGUAAUAGACGGGGCUUUGAGCGCGCUGACUCGGAGUACACAGACAAGCUGCAGCACUACACCAGCGGCCACAGUACGUACCCCCGCGGGCCACCUCUGCGCGUCGUCCUCACCACCUCCCUGCCUCCCUGCUUGCGGCCGCCAGACUGGCAGUCAGUGACACCAGGAAUGAAGAUCUACAUUGACCCUUUCACCUAUGAAGAUCCCAAUGAGGCCGUCCGGGAGUUUGCCAAGGAAAUUGACAUCUCCUGCGUCAAAAUAGAGCAGGUGAUUGGAGCAGGGGAGUUCGGCGAGGUAUGCAGUGGUCACCUAAAACUGCCUGGCAAGAGAGAAAUCUUUGUGGCCAUCAAGACCCUCAAGUCGGGCUACACGGAGAAGCAGCGUCGGGACUUCCUGAGUGAGGCCUCCAUCAUGGGCCAGUUCGACCACCCCAAUGUCAUCCACCUAGAGGGCGUAGUCACCAAGAGCUCACCCGUGAUGAUCAUCACUGAGUUCAUGGAGAACGGCUCCUUGGAUUCCUUCCUUCGGCAAAAUGAUGGGCAGUUCACAGUCAUCCAGCUGGUGGGCAUGCUGCGGGGCAUUGCGGCGGGCAUGAAGUACCUUGCGGACAUGAACUAUGUGCAUCGAGACCUGGCCGCCCGCAACAUCCUGGUCAACAGCAACCUGGUGUGCAAGGUCUCAGACUUCGGGCUAUCCCGCUUCCUGGAGGACGACACCUCUGACCCCACCUACACCAGUGCCCUGGGUGGGAAGAUCCCCAUCCGCUGGACAGCUCCAGAAGCCAUCCAGUACCGGAAGUUCACCUCGGCCAGUGACGUAUGGAGCUAUGGGAUCGUCAUGUGGGAGGUGAUGUCCUACGGGGAGCGGCCCUACUGGGACAUGACCAACCAGGACGUCAUCAACGCCAUAGAGCAGGACUACCGGCUACCACCGCCCAUGGACUGUCCAAGCGCUCUGCACCAGCUCAUGCUGGACUGCUGGCAGAAGGAUCGCAACCACAGGCCCAAGUUCGGCCAGAUUGUCAACACACUCGACAAGAUGAUCCGCAACCCCAACAGCCUCAAAGCCAUGGCGCCUCUCUCAUCAGGGAUCAACCUGCCCCUACUGGACCGCACGAUCCCCGACUAUACCAGCUUUAACACAGUGGACGAAUGGCUGGAGGCCAUCAAGAUGGGGCAGUACAAGGACAGCUUCGCCAGCGCCGGCUUCACCUCCUUUGAUGUCGUGUCACAGAUGAUGAUGGAGGACAUUCUCCGUGUCGGGGUCACCUUGGCUGGCCACCAGAAAAAAAUCCUGAACAGCAUCCAGGUGAUGCGGGCACAGAUGAACCAGAUCCAGUCGGUGGAGGUUUGACGGUUGCCUGCCUCAGCUCACCUCUUCCUCCGGGCCCACCCCACCCCCCCACAUGCCAGCCUCCCUGGUUCUCCGUCCACCGCAGGGCCUGCCACCCUCCAGGAGGCCACGGGCCACAGGAAGAACCCAGCGGUGUGCCUGGCUCGAGACGUCACUAAGAACCCGUGCAACUCGGAUGAUGGGAAAGCAAGGAAUGGGGGUGCGAGCAAACAGAUCCUGGGAGGGGCAGGGGAGACAAGGAAUAGUUUUCAAAGAGGAUUCUCAUAAGGAAAGCGAUUAUUGUUCUUGGGGAGGAAAAGGGCCUGGGGGAUCCAUGCGGCUUUUCCAGAGACCAAAAGCAGUUUCUCUCCGGCUCCCUCCGGGAAGGUGGCCUGCU
Messenger RNA from Sorex fumeus (smoky shrew), 3542 nucleotides. RefSeq names its product EPH receptor B2 (gene EPHB2). Gene Ontology annotation, biological process: angiogenesis; axon guidance; cell surface receptor protein tyrosine kinase signaling pathway. The record is from RefSeq and is a predicted model, not a curated record. The transcript is spliced from 17 exons. NCBI's taxonomy places the organism in Eukaryota, Metazoa, Chordata, Mammalia, Eulipotyphla, Soricidae. The coding region runs from base 98 to 3166 and encodes 1022 amino acids. Gene Ontology annotation, molecular function: ATP binding; transmembrane-ephrin receptor activity; protein binding. Gene Ontology annotation, cellular component: neuron projection; plasma membrane.